CCCCUCUUCCACAACGUUCGCACAACGCCCACUUCUUCCUUCUCCCCCCUCCUUUCGACAUUUCGUCGAACAAGUCGUGGGAGUCGUAUCAGAUGGCGUCGCUCACGCCGGGGGUCCUCCUCAAGCUGCUCCAGUCCAUGAACACCGACGCCAGGGUCGCCGGCGAGCACCGGUCGGCGAUUCUCCAGGUGGUUGGCAUCGUGCCCGCCCUCUCGGCCUCCACUGGCGACGACCUAUGGCCCUCCCACGGAUUUUACCUCCAGCUCUCUGACUCUGUUAACUCCACCUACGUCUCCCUCUCCGACGCCGAUGCUGACGCCGUACUCUCCAGCCGCGCCCAGCUCGGCCAGCUCGUCCACGUCGACCGCCUCCGGUUUGCCCACCCUGUUCCCCGUGCCGUAGGCCUCCGCCCCGUCCCUGGCGCCCGUCCCCACCCCUUCGUCGGCUCGCCUGACCCCCUCGUUGCCCUCUCCGCCCCUGACCAUCGCGGGUUUAUCAUCCAGGCCGCAUCCCCCGCAGAGGCUGGCCCUCCCCUCCUCCCAUCCGCCUCCCACAGGUCCAAUCUCCCCCACCUGGAGGAAGAGAAAAGAACCGUUUUUGCUGCCAAGGAGAACGUGGUCGUCGGCUCCGGCAAGAACCAGAGUGAUGCUGCUGGAAAGCCACGCCGGUUCUCGUCCACUGCCACAUCGAAACUGACCGCCCGGAAGAAUGGCCCCGGCAGCGGUAACGGCACGGGGGAGCAGCUGCGCGACCCAUCUCCGGCCAUGAAGACUAGCUCACGGCCUUCUUCACCUGCACUAGGAGGGAGGGCCAGCUCGAGGCCGUCGUCCCCCGUCCCGUCCAAAUGCGAGGUGCCGAGUCUGGUGGGGGCCAAGGAGGAGAAUCGGAGGGUAGCGAGGGAGCCCGCCAUCAUAGUGCCGUCGAGGUACCGGCAGCCGUCGCCAGUGGGGCGUAAGGCCGCUGCAUCGCCAAUGGGGAGGAGGGGCUCCAUGUCUCCAGCUAGAAGGCUCUCAGGCGGGUUGAAGGUAGCCUCACCGGCAACUGGAGACGGUGGAGGGAAGAAGAAGAUAGGACUGGUGGUUGCAGGGAUCUCAAGGGGUUCCGAUUCGCUCGUGGCAUCUGUGAAGUCCAUCAGGAAGAGCUGGGACGAUUCUUCGCCGAGCUCGGUUGUGGCUUCUGAGCCAAAAGAGAAGGAAGGAUCAAAGAGCAACUUGGACAAAGAAUCAUUUUUGAGAACUCAGGCUGCUAUAUCAAGGCGACUGAGCGAUGCUGAAGGAGUACAAGCAAAUAGCGCGGAAGCAUCUUCCGAUGAGAAGCGGAGAACAAGCAGGAAGACUGAAUCCUUCUCUGAGUCAGACAAGAACUAUAUGGCCCCUAGAAUUACUGUUCAUGACAGGAAGUGGACUGAUGGCAGCAUCCCAUUCAACUGCGUCUCUGAUAACCUCGCAAGGCUUGGGAAGGAGGCUCUUCAAAGAAGAAGCAUUGCCUCCGUAGCUGCAGCUGAGGCUUUGGAAGAGGCCUUGGUCACUGAAUCCGUCGUCAGGAGUCUAAGCAUGUUUUCUGAACUCUGUUCACUGUCCAAGACCAGCAACCCCGUGCCAACUAUCGACCGAUUUCUAUCCAUCUACGAUGAUGUUUUGAAGUGCAGCACCGUCGCCGAGUCUCUGUGUGCCAACCGCAAUGGUGGUGAUGGACUGAAGGACGCAACACUAAACGAGCGGAGCAGACUGGCUUCUCUCUGGGUUGAGGCAGCCUUAGCCACAGACCUUGAAGUCAUCCACUUGCUAAACAACGCGCGCCUGCCGAAGCAUAAGGCCUCAGAGAAACAAGUAGAUCCUCCAAGAACAAGCCUGUCGAAGAGGCAAUCCUUUGGAACUCCUGCAAAGAGCCACCAGUACAAGGUUCUUCCUUGUUCCACAUCUAACACCUGGACGAGAGGCCAUGGCGUGAGUGAAACAGCGGACCUCGGCAGAGCCCUCAGACACGAAAUGCAGAUUUGGUUUCUGAGGUUCGUGGAGGUAGCAAUCGAUGGUGGAUUCCGUUUGUUUGGCGAGACCACGGACAAUGCUCGGGAGGCUAAUCGCAAGGACAGCAGCAAAGUAGCAGCAGUUCUGUCGCAGCUGAAGCGGAUCAAUGAUUGGCUGGACGGGGUAGGAAGAACAGCUGAAGGAGGGGAGACUCUGAGGGAGAAGAUCGAGCGGCUGAAGCGCAAGAUCUAUGGGUUUGUCAUCGCUCACGUUGGAUCUGCAUUCGACACCUCCAUCUCACUUACAAAGGUGUGACCUUGGGACUUGGAUUAUGAUGUAUAAUCUUGAGACUCUCUUGAUGUUAAUGGUUAAUUAUUUCGGAGUUAAUUCAAUAUUAUUAAUUUAGUGUGGUGGGUGCAAUCCUUUUCUCA
Molecule: messenger RNA, 2398 nt
Organism: Musa acuminata AAA Group (dessert banana)
Lineage: Eukaryota; Viridiplantae; Streptophyta; Magnoliopsida; Zingiberales; Musaceae
Exons: 4
Coding region: 93-2282 (729 amino acids)
Source: RefSeq, a predicted model, not a curated record